GGUGAGAAAACAUGGAGGACUCCACUGGCAGUAAUCCCCAAUCUCACGGUUUCACAGACAAGUUAAAGUCGUGGCUCUCGUGGUCGUGGACGUACGUGUGCUUCGUAUGGUUCGGCAUGGUGUUCAUCAUGAUCUACGUGCUGUGGAGUCCGCUCAAACUGCACGAAAGCCUCACUUCGGCGUCGCUGUUUUUGAAUACACUGACCCCCAAGUUCUACGUGGCUCUCACUGGGACCUCUUCCCUCAUCUCUGGACUCAUCCUUAUAUUUGAGUGGUGGUACUUCCGGAAGUAUGGGACAUCCUUCAUCGAGCAGGUCUCUGUGAGCCACCUGCGCCCCCUCCUCGGCGGAGUGGAGAGCAGCUCCACCACUGGUCUCUUCUCGUCCGUCAAUGGGGAGGCAGAGCCUAGGCCCAGCGUGUCAGAGUGUAAAGUCUGGAGGAAUCCUUUGAACCUGUUCCGAGGAGCAGAAUACAACAGGUACACGUGGGUGACGGGAAAAGAACCGCUGACAUACUACGACAUGAACUUGUCUGCUCAAGACCAUCAGACCUUUUUCAUAGGAGACACCCAGCAGUUGAGGCCUGAGGAUUCGGUCAUGCAGAAGGCCUGGAGGGAAAGAAACCCUCAAGCCAGGAUCAGAGCAGCUUACCAGGCCAUAGAGUUGAACCACGAAUGUGCGGCAGCCUACGUGCUUCUCGCCGAGGAAGAAGCCACAACAAUCACGGAAGCUGAGCGCCUCUUUAAAAAAGCUUUAAGCAUCGCAGGCAAAGAUAUCAACCUGCUGGUUUACAUUAAACGCAGACUGGCAAUGUGCGCCCGCAAGCUUGGACGUAUCAAAGAAGCUGUGAAAAUGAUGAGAGACUUAAUGAAGGAGUUCCCGUUGUUAGGGAUGUUAAAUAUACAUGAAAAUCUCCUGGAGGCGCUCCUUGAGCUGCAGGCGUACGCCGACGUCCAGGCUGUCCUCGCCAAAUACGACGACAUCAGCCUCCCGAAAUCGGCCACCAUAUGCUACACGUCCGCCCUGCUGAAAGCGCGGGCAGUGUCGGAUAAGUUCUCCCCGGAGGCGGCGUCGCGGCGGGGGCUCAGCACCGCCGAAAUGAACGCCGUGGAGGCCAUUCACAGAGCAGUGGAGUUCAAUCCGCAUGUGCCCAAGUACUUGUUAGAGAUGAAGAGCCUAAUCCUACCGCCGGAGCACAUCCUGAAGAGGGGUGACAGCGAGGCGGUGGCAUACGCGUUCUUCCACUUACAGCACUGGAAGAGGGCCGAAGGUGCCUUAAACCUUCUCCACUGCACAUGGGAGGGCACCUUUCGGAUAAUUCCCUACCCACUGGAGAAGGGUCACCUGUUCUACCCUUACCCAGGAUGCACAGAAACGGCAGAUCGGGAGCUGCUACCAUCGUUCCACGAGGUGUCGGUGUACCCAAAGAAAGAGCUGCCUUUCUUCAUCCUCUUCACCGCGGGCCUUUGCUCCUUCACCGCCAUGCUGGCCAUGCUCACACAUCAGUUCCCCGAGCUCAUGGGCGUCUUCGCCAAAGCAUUCUUCAGCACACUGUUCGCGCCACUGGGCUUCUUUGCGGACAAGAUGGAAAGCUUCAUGCCGUCCAGUUUUUGGCACCAACUAACUCGGAUCUGACCCCAACACACAUGCACACGCACACACACACACACACACACACACUGGGAAAAAACAAAGUUGCUCUCCUGUCCUCAGCAUUACUGUCUACUUGCUGCUUUGUUACUGAUUAUAUUGGCCCGGGUCGUAUCAACACAGCAGUCAGUACCACUCUUAAGAUGCUCGCUCUUCCAGCUGCCUGCAGUGUGGCCAAGAAGUCGACAUUUUAUUUGUCACGAGGGGAAUUUGAAAUGUUUUGCACCAUUUUUGAGCUGGUACAAGAACAAGUUGUUGUACACAUUAUGUGUAGCCAAAAAUGGCCAUUAUCCGUUUGGCACAGCACUUCCAGUGUCUUCAGUAAGGGUAAGAUUAGUAGAAUACUAACCAUAAUAUCACAAAACAACACAUACAUCCCCAUAUUGAUGUAACUGAAGAAGAAAGAACAUUAUUUUUGCACAUUAAUGACCUGAAAUACAAAAUUGCCGUAUUUCUUUAGUGCCCUGAUUUGGCAUCAUCCACAAAGACAAAUAAACGCCUGGCUAUCGGAAAAAAAUUGGAUUGUAACUGGAAUGAUCUUGUUCACACACUGACAUUAAACCAUUAACGGCAUUUAAACUCUUUUGCUCACCAAAACAGCAGCCCCUGGCAAAGCAUGGUAACCAUGUCUCAGAUUACUUCAAGUGUUAAGUCGUGCCGCAUGAAUAAAAACAAUGUUGCGACAUGUGGCGAUCACUCCACAAUGUUGCGUGUGUCCAUAUGCUCUAUGUUUUAGUUUAGCUGAUUAGAAUUUGAAUCGUUAUUGUUGUCGUUAUGCUUGAUCUGUCCAUAUUAGUCCAUUUUUAUUUUGGUUUGAAUUCCUGUUGAAAUAAAUACUAAUACUGUUUAAUAUUAUUGCAAAAUAAUACAUUCGUGCAAAUAACUGCCCCAUCUGCAGUUGAGUAAGAAGUACAAUACUCUAGUCCAUUUUUAACUCAUUUUAAAUCCACUUAAUGUAACAUUUUAAUUUUCUAAUAUUCCCCAAAAUUGAUUUUUACAAAUAAACGACUUCCACCUAAAAGACAACUCCCCUCUCAGCAGUUGAGUAAAUAAUACAGUUAUCCAUUUUUCUUACGUGUUAAAUGCCCAUUAAGAUAAUUUUGAAUGUUGUUUAAUAUUAUUCAGUUGUUUUUAUUUUUGUCUAAAUUAUAUUAUUCUCAAAUAUGCAUCUUUUUAAACUCUUAAUCUAAAUUAUAAUUUUUAAUAAUCUAAAAAAAAUGCAAACACAAAAUAUACAAAAAUACAAAUAAAUGCCUCCCACCAAAUACACGACAAAUGCAUUUUAUAAUUUUAUUUAUAUAAUUCCACGCUUGCAUUAACACAUAAUCCAUAUGCAUUAAAGUCCCUGCAAAUUGAAAAUAUGUCUUGUAAAUUGUAAACGCAGGAAAGUGUCUUGUUAACAGCCCUGUCAAAUUUGAAUGAUUAAAACUAGGCCAAAUAUAUAAUAUGAGGCUUGAAAAUGGUUUUAAAAAAAAAAAAAAUCAAGCCAUCGCCUCUCAAAUGUUGUGGGUAUGUCCGCUGAAUGCGCUGAAAACACAUCUUACUUAAGUGUCAAUCAAAUAUGACUAUAUAUAUGAUGAUGGUGUUGUGUUUGCGCCAAACUUACCUUUUGUAAUCAUGGCCAAAAAGGUCAACCUUGGUUUCAUCGGACCGUAGCACAUUUUCCUACGUUUGGGAAACGUUGUUAUGGUUUGAUGAAAUCAAGGUUGAGAAGAGUUCUGACUCAAUUGAUCAAUAACCUGCCACCUAUUAAAUUGUGCCCAAACCUUCCCCUUUGUGAUGCCACAUUACCUUACAAAAGUCACACUUUCUCACUCAGUAGCAUGAGAAACUAUGUCUUGACUUUUUGACAACAAUUACAACAUUUGCAGCUUGUAAUAGGCACAAGGCAUCCACGAACAUGCAGUAACAUGGUACUAUUUCAUAACUGGUCGAAAUCAAAAGUAAUCAAAGUGCCUUUUUUCAUCCCAUCCUUAAACAACUGAACUUGGCAUUGACUCAUCUCCGACAGACACUGUUUUAAUUGUAUUGUUGUUGAUUGCUGUUGAUAAACGACAAAAAAAAAAGCAGGGCCAUGUGUCAAAGCUUACUUAUGUAAUAAGACAAAGCAGAAAUGUGAAAGUACAUGCUGAAGGCAGGAGACUGUUCUCAUGUUUGAAAAGCGCUUGAAACAAAACUUCCAAUAAAAUGACUCCUGUGAAAGUCGAA
Molecule: messenger RNA, 3857 nt
Organism: Phycodurus eques (leafy seadragon)
Lineage: Eukaryota; Metazoa; Chordata; Actinopteri; Syngnathiformes; Syngnathidae
Gene: st7l
Product: suppression of tumorigenicity 7 like
Exons: 15
Coding region: 12-1634 (540 amino acids)
Molecular function (GO): protein binding
Source: RefSeq, a predicted model, not a curated record